AUGGCUCCUUCAAAACCAACCAACCCUUCUUCUAAAGAAAUUUUAGAGGAAGCUAUUCAAGUGUCUACCUUACAUCUAAAUAGUGCUAUGGCUGAAACUCAAGAACAAAUGGAUGUGAGGUUUGCCCAAGUUCAUGAGGAUAUAGCACAGCAAGUGGGACAAAUCAACUCAAGGUUGGAUGAUGACAAAAGUGUGGAAGAUUCAAGUAAGAGCAGCAGCCUGCUGUCACAGCCAACACUGCCCGAUCUGGUGGCAGUAUUUCAGAUAAAUCCUUUUGAAGCUCAAAUUGAAGAAUUGAAAGAUGAGAUUGAAGUUGAAGAACCAAAGGUGGAAUUGAAAGUGUUACCGUCUCACUUGAAGUAUGUGUUUCUUGAGAAGAAUGAAAACAAGGCGGUUAUCAUUAGCAACACCCUUUCUAAGGGUGAAGAAGAAAAAUUACUUGGGGUCUUAGAAAGAAAUCAAGAAGCAAUGGGAUGGACACUUUCCGAUCUCAAAGGAAUUAGUCCCUCCUUUUGUAUGCAUAAGAUUUCGAUGGAGGAUGACUUUAAACAGGUGGCUCAACCACAAAGACGAUUGAAUCCGGUAAUGAAAGAGGUAGUGAGAAAGGAAGUAGUAAAAAUGUUAGAAGCCGGGAUGAUUUAUCCAAUCUCGGAUAGUGCUUGGGUGAGUCCCGUCCAUGUGGUGCCCAAGAAGGGUGGAAUGACGGUGAUUCGAAAAGAAAAGAAUGAGCUAAUUCCUUCUCGAACCGUAACGGGAUGGAGGAUGUUCAAUCCCGAGGAUCAUGAGAAGACCGCGUUCACAUGCCCUUUCGGUAUUUUUGCUUAUCGGCGAAUGCCUUUCGAGUUAUGUAAUGCACCGGCAACAUUUCAACGGUGUAUGCAAGCUAUCUUUUCCGACUUGAUUGAGAAGUGCAUCGAAGUGUUUAUGGAUGACUUAUCGGUUUUCGGAGCUUCAUUUGAUCUAUGUUUGAAAAAUCUUGAUACCGUGCUAAGUCGUUGUGUGGAGUCAAAUUUGGUUCUAAAUUGGGAGAAGUGCAACUUUAUGGUUACCGAAGGAAUUGUGCUCGGCCACAAGGUUUCUUCAAGAGGCCUUGAGGUGGAUAAAGCAAAAAUUUAA
Messenger RNA from Vicia villosa (hairy vetch), 1116 nucleotides. RefSeq lists its product as uncharacterized. The transcript is spliced from 4 exons. The coding region runs from base 1 to 1116 and encodes 371 amino acids. The record is from RefSeq and is a predicted model, not a curated record. Lineage: Eukaryota; Viridiplantae; Streptophyta; Magnoliopsida; Fabales; Fabaceae.